This is a messenger RNA of Dama dama (fallow deer), 1240 nucleotides long. RefSeq names its product coiled-coil domain containing 153 (gene DRC12). Bases 201 to 809 code for a protein of 202 amino acids. The record is from RefSeq and is a predicted model, not a curated record. NCBI's taxonomy places the organism in Eukaryota, Metazoa, Chordata, Mammalia, Artiodactyla, Cervidae. The transcript is spliced from 7 exons.
GGGCUGUUUAAGUGAAGACGGGUAGAGCUAGGAAGUUCCACUGGUUAAUCAGAACUAGAACAAAGGCCUCGACCAGUUCUCCCAACAAGUGAUUGUAACCUCUUCUGAGUUACUGAUUCUGAGAGGUUCUUUUCAGAGGGUUACCCACAUGAACCUCUAUUUUAAUAGAAGAAAUUGAUGCCUAAGUUGACAGGAAGGAGAUGCCACCUAAGACCAAACAAAAAGGGACAAAAGCUGGGGCCCAGAAGAAGAAAAGGAGUGCAGGUGCUGAUGUGGAGGCUGAAUCCAUGCUCAGGAUGGCGCUGCUGGAAAAGGAGGUGCUCCAAGACCGCUUGGCUCUGCAGAGGGAUGAAGCCCGCCGAGCCAAGGCUUCUGAAGACCAGCUGAAGCAGAGGAUCAGAGACCUGGAGGCUGAACUGGAGGGGGCCCGGAGCGAAGGGAAGGCCAUAUAUGCAGAGAUGAGUCGUCAGUGCCGGAGCCUGCAGGCGGCAAUGCAGAGUCGCAGCAGGCAGCUGGAGGAAGAAGUGAAGGGCCUGCGCGAGCAGUUAGAAUUGUACCAGAGGGAGGCUGAGACUGCACAGAGGGAGGCCAAGCAGGCCCUCGGAGAGCGGGACCGGACUCUGGCUCAGCUUCAGGCCCACGUGGCAGACAUGGAGGCCAAGUAUGAGGAAGUCUUACAUGACAGCCUGGACCGGCUCCUGGCUAAGCUGAGAGCUGUGAAGCCUCAGUGGGACGGGGCUGUGCUGAGACUCCACGCCAGGCUCAAGGAGCAGCUCCGCCAGUUUGGACUCAACCCCCUGAAUCUUUGAGGCUGUGAGUCUCUAGUCUCUGGGGCCCUCUGAGACCCCAGCAAUAAAGCUGUCUUGAUGUAGACCUCAGCAGGACUGUGAGCUGUGUUUUUUUGGCAGAGAGGAGUACCUCUCAUGGGAAUAUCUCAGCUGUGGACUGACCCAUUACCCUGAAGAUGGAAUAAUAAGAGAGAAACUUGAUUAGGUCUCAACUUCUCUCCUAGAGAGUCUGGGUCCCACCCCUUGAGCCUGAAACCCUUUUGGUCACCCUAUCCCCAUCAGCACCAACAAAGGCAGCCAGAUUUGUGGAUAAAGGCCUUUUCUAUAAAGGACCAACCGUGACUAGGCACCAGCCCCCACAAUCCUCGGGUGCCCCCAGAGGGAAGGUGCAGCUAGUCUCCAGAUUCUUGUAAUAUACCCAACAUCCCGUAGUCAUGCUUAGGGCAAGUUCC